CGGGAAAAUACAAUUGGACGGCGGGAUAUAAAGUGUAGGCGAGUCUGUAUUUUCUCAGUGUUACUUUCAGACCGAUUAGCAACGAUGCUGGGGCUACUGGCGGUAGUGCUAGCGCUGGCGAGUGUCUCUUCGCCGUCCUUGGCGCAGGACACGGCUCCAGCCUCGGUUCCAGCUGAGGCCGCGGUUUCAGCUCCUGCAGUAGCGGAGGAGGAGGUUCCAGCGGACUCGGCUGCGGCGGAGAACCAGCCCGGCACCGAAGUGGGUGAGACGAAGGACGGAAUCCUGCUCAAGGACACGGACGAGCGGCUCUUCUUCGGCCGUUUCUCGACCACCACGUACACCGGCGUGGCCGUGUCCACCUCGACCGUGUUCUUCUCGUGCCUGCUGGGCACGGCGCCCACUGUGUGCUCGGGCCGCCGCCGCCGGGCCAAGAAGAGCGUCAAGUUUGAGGCUUCCGCCGAUUCCUACGUCGACACGGGGCUCGAGAGCAGCCAAACCCCGGGGGACGUCGGGGAGAAGGACGCGAGCGCCAGCGAGGACAGUUCCAAAAUAUUCGUGAACGUGUGGACCACUUCGAGGACCUCCACCACCGUCACCGUCCUCUACACGAACACGUCCACCACUCUACGAAUCUCGCUGUUCUGCAUAGCGGGAUUCGUGCAGGUCCCCCAGUUCAACUGUGUUAACCCGUAGGCGGAAUGGGUUCGCUUUGAACACGUUCCGCUCAUGAUAUCGUGUGCAGUGCCCCUUAGUAUUUAAGUUCUGAUUGUGUAUACGUGGAGGAGAUUCCAAACAAAUAUAUAUGUAUGCAUUAGCAUA
Messenger RNA from Penaeus chinensis, 819 nucleotides. RefSeq lists its product as uncharacterized. The transcript has 3 exons. The record is from RefSeq and is a predicted model, not a curated record. Bases 85 to 693 code for a protein of 202 amino acids. NCBI's taxonomy places the organism in Eukaryota, Metazoa, Arthropoda, Malacostraca, Decapoda, Penaeidae.